ACGGAGGCAGCGAAAGUGCAGGCGAUGGAGGACGAGAACGAGAACGAGGAAGAGGACGAGAAAGAGAAAGAGAAAGUGCGCCAUGACGGUGGACCAUUCCCGCGUUCGCAGCCCGAUUUGCUCUUCAAUGCCUGGAGGCUGUGGUGCUGACGAGAAGAGCUCCGACGAUCUGAUCUCUUCGGGGGUGGAUAUUCCGACAGCUCAAGGUUCACAUGAACUAGAUGCCAAGGGAAGCGAUUGGAUCAGACGAUGACGCCGUGCGCUGGUGCCGGAGCUGGAAAUUUCGCGUCUUAGGGCUGCGCGGGAGAAAUUUAUCGGGAGAUUGAAUGUCCAAUUCCCCCCGCAGGUGUUUGCCGCAGUCAGUGGUUCGUUCUUUCGCGGGACGUGUCAUUUGAUUCCGUGGGAAAUUCUUUUAGUAUCUGAGUUCAUCUGGACAGGAAGCAGCGGCCGAGGUCCGACGGUGGAUUUGUGAAUUUUCGUGCCUGAUGCAGCAUUGCCCGAUUUGCGUUGAGGAGGAUGUAGGUUUCGAUUAUGCACUGAAAGGGUUUUAGUUGGAAUGUGUAGACGCUGAUAGUUUCCGAGACGGGAGCGAUGCCCACGGGGAUGCUUUCAUUGUGCUCGAGAGCAGGAUUAGGCAUUUUGGCGCAGGACAAGUCUUACUCUUCCGUAACACCCGCCCGGAAUCCCACUCAUGCCUUCUUCUACGAUCGUGCCUCUCCUGCCGUUCGUUGGCCGCACUUGCACUCCAAGCUCACAGAAUCACCUCAAAACCAGCAGCAGCAGACCUCAUCUAGUGAAAAUGUGGAGAAGCAGGAAUUUGGAGAGAGCACAUCGUCAGAGCAGUUCACUCCUGCCGGACGAGGGAGGGCAAAAGAUAGGCCGGAUGGUGGACUUGACAAUGCUCAGCACGAUGAAACUUCAGCAGUGUCAGCUGUCGACGGAGAAAGCUGUCGAGAUGUGCAAUCCGAUUAUAACCUCGUGUCUGGGAAGCAGAAGCGUUGGAAGAUGUCGAAGUUGGCCCUCCUGAAGGCCACGGAUUGGAGGGAAAGAGUUCAGAGGUUGACCGAAGCCAUGUGCCAAUUAGAAUCAGAGCAGACCGUCGCGGAUCUCUUAGAGCGCUGGCCUGAACAGUUGGCCCCCACUGAUUACUGCCUCGUGGUCAAGCAGGUGGGCUUCAAGGAUUGGGCCAGAGCACUCGAGCUUUUUGAAUGGUUGAACAUGAAGCACUGGUACACUCCGAACAACCGGAUGCUGUCAACUAUUCUUGGGGUGCUGGGAAGAGUGAAUCAAGUGAAUCUAGCAGAAGAGCUGUUCCAGAGAGCAGAACCGGAAUUGGGUGACUGUGUCCAGGUGUUCAACGCCAUCCUCAGUGUGCAUGCUAGGCAUGGGAACUGGGAGAGGAUGCAGGAGCUGCUCAGGAUGAUGCUGCUGAAGAGCUGUGAACGUGAUCUCGUGACCUACAAUACACUCAUUAGCGGUCGGGCCAAGGCAGGUUUGCAGCCAGGAAUGGCGAUGGAUUUACUCAGGGAGAUUUGGAAAGCUGGCUUGCGCCCUGAUACUGUAACCUACAAUACUUUAAUCAGUGCUUGCAGUAGCAACAAAUGUCACGAAGAUGCCGUGAAAAUUUACGACGAGAUGAAAGAGCAGGGAUGUUUACCAGACAUUUGGACGUAUAAUGCCAUCAUUUCUGUCUAUGGGAGGUGUGGAUUGGACGACUACGCAGAAGAGGCAUAUAAGACCAUGAAAGCCAAAGGAUUCCUACCCGACGCCAUCACCUACAAUUCCAUACUGUACGCUUACGCAAAGAAAGGCCGGGUCGACGAUGUUGAACUGAUCCUGAGACAAAUGAAGGAUGCCGGGCGGGAGGCUGAUGAAAUCACUUACAACACCAUGAUACACAUGUACGGGAAGAAGAAUCUCACUUCUAAGGCUCUUGAUCUGUACGAGCAGAUGAAACGCAGCAGGCGGUAUCCAGACACCGUCACUUUUACCGUGCUGAUUGACGGGCUUGGUAAAGCUGGAGAGGUGAAAGAGGCAGAACGCAUUUUUAAUGAGAUGUCCCAAGCCGCCGUAAAACCAUCGCUGAAUACAUACAGCGCUAUGAUUUGUGCGUAUGCCAAAGCAUCUUUGUUCAAGGAUGCAGAAGGGACUUUCGAGUGUAUGCUACAGGCUGGUAUCCAGCCGGAUGGUUUAGCAUUGUCAGUCAUGCUCGACGUCUAUUUGAAUUCUGGUCAGGCGAAUAGAGUCUUGCCCACCUAUCAAAGGAUGGUAACCAGAGGAAUCAAACCUGGCCUUGGCCAAUGCGGUCUCAUGCUUCGUCUUUACCAGAAGGAGGGUUUGCUCGGUGAAAUUGAACGACUUUGUGAAGACAUGCGCAGUGCUGCAUAUGAUCCAAUAGCCCUGUGCACCACAUUCGCCAAGGCCGGACUCAUUCAUGCCUCGGAGAGAGCUCUGAAGGAUGCAAAUGCCCGAGGAAGAAAGUUGGACCCGUCUGCAGUAGAUGCACUUAUGAAUGCUUACGUGAAAGCUGGGAUGUACAAAGAUGCCAAAGAGCUAGUUGAUUUCAUACCUUUUUCGGAUCGCGGGAAAAUACGUGAGCAGCUGAUCGUCACCCUUGCGAAUGGGGAGAAGUUUGAGGAAGCAAAUGAAGAAUUUGUGAAAUUAAAAGCUUCAGGACAAGGAGUUAGCGUAAAAGUUUUCAGAUCUUUGAUUGUCACCUAUGAGCGGGCGGGAAUGCCUGAGCGGGCUUUAGAUAUUUUGAAGGAGAUGGAGGAACUCGGAGUAAGGCCUGACGCGGUAUGCUUGAAAAGUGCAGUUUUAGCUUCCUGCAGAGUGGGCGAUCCCGAUCGAGGGCACAUGCUGCUCAGGCGAAUGGUGGCUGAAUUCGGUAGUGUUGGAGACUCGUAUCUUCACAUGUACGUAGCAAAAGCUUACAUCAAGCACCAGUCUUGGGAUAAUCUGGAGUCCGUUUUAGAACAUGUUACUAAGUCGGGUCUACGCAUCUCUACGAAAGACUAUAAUACUAUUUUGCUUGCGCUAGCUGAAUGCGGUCAGUUUCAGCAACUGGAGAGAUUGGUGCAGAAAAUGAUUCUAGAUGGUUCAUCUCCCAGUUCGAGCUUUACAAAUGCCUUGCUAGAAGCAAUCCUCAAGGUGGGGAGUAUGGCAGACGCCGCUGAUGCUCAUCGAAGAUUCAGUGAGUUGGGAAUACCAACUGACAUGGAGACUGAUCUGAUGAUGCUUCAAGGUUUUGCCAAGGACCUUAACGUGGUGAAAGCCAAAGGUAUAUAUCGCGAUUCUAGGAUGAAAGGCUAUUUCCUACCUGUGUGGGCAUUCAAGGUCCUCAUCGGCUUAUUCUCUAAAGUAGGUUGUCCAGAAGACGCAGAAACCACAUUGAAGGAGAUGCAGCAAUCGGGUUAUCAACCAGACACUUUUGUGUACAAUGCCAUGAUCAGUUUGUACAGCAAAGUUGGAGACUUUCAAAAAGCAGCUCAGGUAUUCCAGGGAAUGAAAGAUGUUGGAUUUUCUCCUGACACCAUCACUUACAACACUUUAAUUCACGUCUAUAGCCGCCGUUUGUUGGUGAGAGAAGCCUAUUCUUUGCUCCAGCAAAUGCAGAAGGCGGGUUGUGCGCCUGAUCUUGCUUCGUACACAAUGUUACUUUCUGCCUAUGGGCAGAUGCAAAUGUGGGAAGCAGCGACGGCGUGCUUCAAGGAGUUACAAGAACUUGGAAUACAACCGGAUGAGGCAACAUAUAACAUCAUGAUAGACGUGUAUAGAAGAUCUGGUAAAUCUGAUCUCAGUCAGGUUAUUCUGUCCCAAAUGAAGGAGCAAGGUCUUGAACCGUCUAGAACCACAAUGAGUUUGGUGAUGGAUUCGUAUGGCAAAAGUGGUGAUACUGAAAGCGCAGAAGCUGUUUUUGAUGAAAUGGUUGAGGCUGGUGUUGACGUUAACGUCAUUCAGUACACGUCUCUGAUUGAUGGAUAUUUGAAAGAAGGUAAGUUUGAGGCAGCUGUUGCCAAACUUAGAAGAAUGCAGGCAGAGGGAAUAGUGCCCAACUACGUCACUUGGACUUGCUUCGUCGCAGCCGCCAGUAAAUGUGAAGAAAGGAAGGAUGCCUUGAUGCUUCUGAAAGCUCUGCAAGAAUGUGGAUUCUCACUUCCGUUAAGACUGUUGACAGAAAGGAGUCGUUCAUUACUCACGGAAGUGGAUGACCUGACUUCAAAUUUUCAAGCUACUGGCACUGGUAGCGGAUCUGGAUUUCUCAACGUCCUGCAAGACCUCCUUUGGGCAUUUGAAAAGCGUGCGACUGCAGCUUACGUAUUUCAAUCUGCCGCUGAUAAGAAUAUUUAUGGACGAGAUUUCUUCAGAGUUGAAGAAGGAGACUGGGAAGCUGACUUUUGCAAACUCUCGCCUGGAGCUUCUCUCGUAGCAUUGCACCUCUGGCUGAUGCAAAUGCAGGAAGCAGCGUUGACAGGCAGACCACUGUCGCCAAAGUCAGUGCUUCUGAUUAUUGGUAGUAGCAAACGGAGCAAUCAUCAGUCAGUUAACAAGACGCUGAUGGCACAUCUAUGGUCUAUGGGUUCUCCAUUUCUAGUGUCAAAGACACGAGCAGGUGUCCUCAUUGCCAAAGGACAUUCUCUUCGUAUGUGGUUAAAAGAUUCUCCUAAAUGUUUUGACCUAGAGCUGGAAGACAGACCGAGCCCACCGGAAUUCAACUCCAUGCAAGCAUACGAGGAGGCCUGGAUGCCUAGAGAUCUGGUUCCCGCUUUCCAGCAGAUAGAGAAAACUAUGGGAACAACUUUACGUCCCAAGAAAUUCAUGAGAUUGGUAAACCUGGAAGAAGAGAAACGUGCAGAUGUGAUAGCAGCAGAUAUCAGAGGCAGGACUGAGAAGGCUGCAAGAGACAAGGCUAAGAAAAGACACGCUAAAGUAGGUCUAGGUCCUCCAGGUAAUAAGUCUAAUAUUGGUUUAAGCUCAAAAAAGGUGUGAGCCUUUCACGGAAACGAUGAACGAAACAAUGUCUAGCCUGGAAGGUAAUUUAGUCGGAGCCGGGGUUUGAGGUUGGGAGGUAAUAUUUCUGCUUUUCUACCGAUCGUUAAACGACUCAGAUCAUGGCGACUACAGUAGCUGCUCUCAUGCAAGGGUGAGGCAUUGCAGACUAUCGUACACCCGAUACAGUUGUCUUUGGACACCGAGGUAGUCCUGCUGGGAUAUUUGACGUCAAGACUAAAGAUCAUCCAUGGUACGGACAUUCUGCUUCAUAUGAAAUAGAUCUGAUCUUAUCAAAGGUGGGCGUAGCUUAAUAUGUUUUGCAGGUUGCACUUGUCGGCCGAUAUCGGUCGGGGAUGUGCACAGUACUGUAAACUAAAGCUGUACACAUCAAAGCCCAGCAACAGUGAAGGCUACAGACUGAAUUGCCACACUGCCCUGUAUGGAGGAAGUACGUAAUCAAAGCCACAGAAAGGACUCGGCUUUCGUGUGCAGUUCUACCUUUCUUCAAGCGACGGAGAAAAAGACGCAGCAAAUAGACCAGUUCGAUUCCGAUGAUUAUAUAUGGAGUUGGAGAAACAGCUUAUACGUGCAGAAAACUCAAUUCUUGUUCUUUCUUUGCAGACAAGAUUCUACACAGUAAUCAAGUAUCUAGCUGGCAUCAGGGGAUCAUCUUAGUUCUUGUAGAUACUUCCAACCGGACAAGUUGGUUCAGUCUCUUGUAUAAUCUAAUGCCAAAAUGUAAGAGAUUAACAUCUUUAGCAUUUGUCGAUUGGCCUUGCUGGCUAACCCUAAACCCUUGCUGGCUACCAAUUAUGGGAGUUGACCUCAUUGUAUGGUUGUCUACUUUGACUUGCACUGAACCAUUUUAUCU
Messenger RNA from Marchantia polymorpha subsp. ruderalis, 5863 nucleotides. The record is from the annotation of a GenBank genome assembly. Lineage: Eukaryota; Viridiplantae; Streptophyta; Marchantiopsida; Marchantiales; Marchantiaceae.